AUAAGAAUUAUGGUGUAAAAUGUAUUCAAAAAGUAGAUUGCAAUUCGGGACAUUUGAGAGCAAUUUCUCAAUUCUUUUCACCACUUUCUUUCAAACCAAUUUACAAAAUGGCAUCAGGUAGUGAUCAAUUCAAUGAUUUACAUAUCAUUCAAGAACAUUUCAAAACUAUUUUCAUUGAUAAUGGUGUGAUUCCUCAUCUUUCUCAAGCUCUUUUCACACACGCCCAUUUUGCAGAGAUUUACUACAAGUCAUAUAAUUUUUUGAUGAAAUCAAACGGUCCUCUGCCAUUAGAUUGGAGAUCUUACAUUGCUAUUUUGGCUGCAUCAAGACAUAGUUGUAAAUAUUUAGUGAGAAGACUUGAAGUAGAAUUUUUACUAAAUGGUGGAAAUGAGGAGUGGUUGAAAGGAAUCGAGUUUAUUCCACAAAAGCUGAAAAAGUUAUUGAAAUUCAAUUCACUACUUUGCCACAUGCCAUGGAUGCUUAAUGAAGAUAGCAUCUCUGAAUUAGUAAGCAAUAAUGGUGUUGGAGAAAAUGCAUGGACUAUGGCCGAGCUAGUUCAUGCUGUAAUAAUAAUGACUCAUUUCCAUGCACUGUCGGGAUUCAUUUAUGGUAUUGGUAUUUUACCAGAUGAUGAUGAUACACCAAUUGCAGAUAUUAUCAGCUCUGUUACUGAAAGUGAGGAAUCAAAACAAAGACAAAAGAAUGAAACUCAAAGGCUUGUUGAAACAUUAACAAGGACUGCUGAUGAUGACGAUACACCAAUAGACAAACAUCAAAGAGAAAAAGCUUUUGAAUGUACUGAAACUAAUGACAACUCAUCUAAAAUUGUACCAAACCAUUUAUAUAGUAAUUAUAACAACUUUGAUUGCUUCUCAACGCCAAACUUUGCAUCAGUUACUUUCUGGGAAGCUCAAAAACAGGAUAUGAUGAAAGGAGCCACAAAGAAAUCAGAUAGUGAGGGUCUGAUACCAAGUGCAGGACAUACCUUUAUAAGCUCUAACACAUCUGGUGUUUACAAACGAAACUCUAACAAUAGAGAACGCUCACUUAAACUUAAAAAGUACAAACAUAACAAGUAUGACUUUACUUACAAAGAUUUUGAUGUAAAGAAUAAGGAAUAUGAAACUACUUCUAUUCAUGAUUUCAAUUGGGAAGAAAAUGCAUUCUCUUUAUUGAGUAGAUUUUACUAUGGUGCUGCUGAUUUAUUAGAUACUGAGUUUGAGUUUAUUUAUAACAUGACAGAUAAUAGAUGUUAUGAUAUCAAGGAUGUAGAUACGACUUCAUUCAGAGCUGCUAUAUGGUGUUAUGUUCACAGACUAUUUGGUGUGUCUCAUGAUGAUUUCAAUUAUGAAAAGGUCAACAAGCUUCUUAAUAUUGAUCUUAAAAAGUACAUCAAGACUGUUGUUUGCUAUCCAGAAAGAUGUACCAAGGAGCAAUUUGUAAAUACUGGUGUGAAAUUAAGAACGAGGGAAAAAAUUCACAUUUGUUUAUUAGCAAUCGAAGCAAGAAAGCAAGUUGAGAUAAUCUAUGGAUUAAGGUCAAUUAAUAAUUUCAUGCAAUAAAAUUUAUAUUGUAC
Messenger RNA from Naegleria gruberi, 1576 nucleotides. Its product is annotated as sestrin. The record is from RefSeq and is a predicted model, not a curated record. Gene Ontology annotation, biological process: negative regulation of TORC1 signaling; regulation of response to reactive oxygen species; cellular response to leucine starvation. Gene Ontology annotation, molecular function: oxidoreductase activity, acting on peroxide as acceptor; L-leucine binding. The transcript has a single exon. Bases 108 to 1562 code for a protein of 484 amino acids. Lineage: Eukaryota; Heterolobosea; Eutetramitea; Acrasida; Naegleriidae. Gene Ontology annotation, cellular component: nucleus.